AUGGCAGCGAGCUCCUCGCCGGGUCAGAGUCCUCUUGGGGGAUUGAGGAGUCGGUUGGGGAGGGACUCGGAGGAAGUGGGGGACAGUAGUGCGGAUGAGAAUACAGCGAUUGUGAAGAAGAGCAACAAUGUGUCAAUCAAGUCGGGAUAUGGAGCGACGGCGAAUGGAGUUGAUCACGAGGAAGAUCAGUUGGUGGGAUAUGAUGGGGCUCUCGAAGGUGUGGGCGUUUUGAGAAAGAAGAAGAGUGGAUCGAUCCGGUCGAGAGGGAGUAUUCGGAAUACAAACACUCCCGCUCAGGGCCAGACACAAGCUCAGCCAGAGACGACGGAACAAGAGCCAGAGCAGGAGAGUUGGUGGAGAUCGCUGGUGGAGAAGUACGGCAGCGUCGAGUUGGAAAACAAGGGAAGUGUGGCACGCGACCAUCUUGCGUUAGAAAGGACCUUCCUCGCCUGGCUACGAACGUCCCUAUCCUUCGCCAGCAUCGGCAUCGCAGUAACCCAGCUCUUCCGCCUCAACACCACCAUCGCCUCCAACAACCCGGACGCCGUAGUAUCAUUCGCUGCGACGAAGAAGCUUCGAGCUGUGGGCAAACCGCUUGGGGCGACAUUCUUAGCCAUCUCGAUAUUGAUCCUCAUGCUGGGUUUCCAUCGUUAUUUCGAGAGCCAGCACUACGUGAUUCGCGGCAAAUUUCCUGCUUCCCGAGGCACUAUCAUCAUUGUCUCUACGGUCGCCGUUGCGCUUAUUGUUGCGAGCUUGAUUGUGGUUGUUGCUGUUGCGCCUGAGGCGUUUGAGCGUUGA
Zasmidium cellare ATCC 36951 is the source of this 798-nucleotide messenger RNA. RefSeq lists its product as uncharacterized. Bases 1 to 798 code for a protein of 265 amino acids. The transcript has 3 exons. The record is from RefSeq and is a predicted model, not a curated record. Lineage: Eukaryota; Fungi; Ascomycota; Dothideomycetes; Mycosphaerellales; Mycosphaerellaceae.